AUGACUGCACUGGAUGCUGCCGCUCACGAUGCGGUGCCUUCGUUGGUGAAGUUGGCCGUCGCCGGGGCAACACCGUGGCCGACGGAGAUAUUUCUGCACUUCUCGUCUUUCAGGGAUGCGUACAGCGCAUGGCACGAACACGACGACUUCGUCCGCUGGCUGCAGUCGAGUGACUAUGCGGUGGCGCUGCUUGCGGCUUCCAAUUUGCGUCCUCUCCACUUCGCGGUGAGGGAGCGGGUAACAACGCCAAGGGCGCCCUCGCCCAACACCGCGGAAACAGCCGCCGUGCACCUGGUGCUGUGCGCACCGUGCUGCAACACUACUGUCGUUCUGUCGGAAGAGGAACGGCUAGCGCUGGCGAAGUUGACACGUAUUCUUCCAUUCCAUGUGGGCCCGAACGGUGUAGCAACCCAGAACGAGCACUCUACCACGACACUGGUGCAUGCUACGCAGCUGGAGCGACAUCAUCGAAUCAUGGCUGGCUUACUGGCGCGCGCUCACCGAGAGGGCUGUGCCUGGCGCGACCGACAUGCUACUGGCGAGCAGGGCGGCGCAGCAGACGAGGUCACGGCCUCAUGUGCUCGCCAACUCCUGCUAGGGAGCCCGUCGCUGUGCAUCAUGGAGUCUGCGACAGUUCGCGCCUUUUGUGCCGCGGUGAUACUUUGCCCACCAGAUGCGGAAGCGGCCACUAAGGCAACAGCUCGGACACGCUGCCUGCUUCCACGAGGAACCCCGCCCAGUGUGGUGCAGCAGUGUAUGGAGGAAACGCUGGCCGUUCUGGACCCCGCCUCGUCUGGUGGCGACUGCGAAGCUGGCACUGCUGUGCCAAGACUGCGGUACACGGGCAGCAACGUGAAUGAUCGUAUUCUGCAGCUCUUUUUCGCCCCAAAGAAGCGCCCUCGGGCAGAGGCAAGCAACGGCGCCGCUUGCUCUGAGACUGGGGUGAACGGGGAGGUGGUGCUGCAGUACAUGGCAUUGCUGAUGACACUCUACGGGUACACGGUGGCUGCUGCAGGUGACGUGCAGUCGGUGAGGGCAGCAAAUUCAGACGGGGACGCGGUCGACUUGGAGCAGGCGGAGUGCGCCGCUCGCGCGGGAGCCUUCCGACCUUCUCGCUGGGGAGCACCGCCGUGGAGGUGCCCACCGACAAUCCUAUCCUCUGCAGACGAGGAGGAAGGGAACAGACGCGUCCACAAGGAGACAUCGAGGCAGUCGCAGAUGGUUUCUGCCGCAGACGCGAUGAUGCUUCUUGGAUGGCAUGUCCGGUGCCAGUUCUGCGCCCACAGCCCGGCUAUUGUGGGCGUGCGCGAGACUGUCACGACAACCACAAUCACGACGACAAGGACAGCUGAGGCCUUGCGCACUGCGGCCUGCGCUUCUGGUCGCUCAGCGGCAGACGCGUCCCGCGACGAAAGGCGGAGUUUUGUUGACGAAGAGGUCGAUCUGCUGCACCCGCAGCAACGGGUAGGGGAUUCGGUGGAGUCCGGUAGUGGCGAUGGCGGUGGCGGCAGUGGCAACGAAGACGUUCUGAGUGCCCUUGCGGAGGUGGAGGCAGUACUUCUCAGUGCCAACCGCAGUCGGCACUCCGGCGACGUCAAGGACGAGGCUGCCGCUGUUGCUGCUGCACUCGAGAACGCUUCAGCAGACCAGAGUGACGGGGCUGAGGACGAUGAUGAUAAGCUUGAGGUGUGUGCGUCCUCACAGGCGUACAGGGAGGAGGACGCCACGGUGAGCGUUACGCCGUCCUCGUCUGUCGGCCGAGGCAGCGGAGACGGUCACAACGACGGCGAGGCGGGGGUGAACAGUGGGCUGGGCAGCGACAUCGCCAGCAAUGAAGAGACGUCCGCCGAGGAGGAUUCAAAGGUUGCUUCUUGUGGUGACGAGGAAGCACUCAGUGCGCAGAGCACACAUAUGCCCGGCGGUGUCGCACUCUCACCGGUGGAGGCGACUACACUUCUUGGCACCGCUGGUGCUGGCACCACCGCAGCGGCCUUUGCCUUCGCCCCAGCGACUGUAACGACCAAGAUGGUAACGAAGAGCGAGACGCGGUCUGUCACCACAAUAACAAUGACCUUCUCUCAGCGCUCAACACUGCAGAAGGAUUCCCAGCAGCAGCAGCAGCAAUGCAGCGGGAUCUCCAACGGCGGCCACCACGGCAACUGCCCAUGGCAUAGACUGUUUCUGACCGACGCCAUCGACGCAACGGCCCUCGCGGCACCGGAGCGCUUCAUGGAUUUCACAUGGGUGGUCGGCGAAGAUGGCGACAUACUACAGGAAGAGAGGGCGGCGGACUUAAGUAACGCCGCGCCUCCGUCGGCGGUGACGUCUGGCGUGAGUGUCGACGGCGAGGAGCUGCUCGCUCCACAUCAGCACCCCUUGCCGUCACAGGGUGAGAGCGAUGUCUGCGAGGCCUCCGAAACGAGCUCAGAUCGCACUCUUCUCGUCUUACGCUUUUUGCUUCCUGAAGUGGAGCGCCUCAUCACGACGUGGCGGCUCAGCGAGGAGUGGGAGCGUACGCGACCCGGCGAGUACCUGCGCCACCCCCUAUGGCGCACAUGGCUAUCGUCGCAGACGCUGCACCCGGUGCGUACAGAGAGCGCUGACGGCAUGAUGGAGCAGUACUUGCGCACCCUCGAGCGUCAGCUAAUGCCGUCGCAGAGCAGGGCAGAGGAGACAGGCGCGUGCGAAAGGAGCUCCGCCGUAGCGGCCGGCGGCAGGGGCCGUGGCAGCAGCGUGGCCAACAAAGCAGUAGCGAAGACGAUGGGGACCGCGAAGUGGGAAGCGCUAGGGACGUUGGAGGAGCUUGGGGUCACGAUUGGUGCCCCUCUCUACAACGUCAAGGCCACUUCAUUCAACCGAACUGUGGAGGGUGCCCUGCAGUUGGCUACUCGCUCGCUGCACCGCUGCUUCGUAAAUGACCAAGCAGCUGCUGAGGCAGGCGGAAGAUCGAACUCCGGUGAAGCGCGCACGUUACUGCGUGAGGGACUUCGAUCGUUGUUGCGGGUUUCGGGCACCUCUACAGCCCAACGUGUCGCUGGCAGCAGCGGGGCGGCACUAAAAGUUGCCUUUUCCUCGGCGGACAACGAGGAGUCGCGAGGAAAGGAGGCUGCUGCGGCAGCGCGGGCCUUCUUGAAAACGAUGGAGGCGCGCUACGCAGACAACGUCGUUCGUGAAGGCAGCUGUAAUGCAUCACGGCUUCGACUCGCGCUGCAGCGCGAAGCCAUCCCUCACGGUUUGCACGAAUUCACGACCUCCAUCUACCCAACGUUGCAGCCUCGAGUCGGCGACUGCUCCAUCUCUGCUGCUGAUCCAGUUUACGUUGUGAACACCGCCUCUGGCAGCACCAACGCCGCGCCAUCCCAUACCCCCAGCGAUGUUGACCGCUCUCGUGUGAUGCAGUACCUGCAAGGCAUGCACCACACCGCGCAGGAGGAGCAGCUGCAGCUGCAGCACGAAAAGGAGAGACGGGAGGAGGCACAGCGACUUGCGGAUGCAAAGGCAGCGGCGGUAAUAUCCUCCGCCGCAGCCGCUGCGACACCUUCCGCAACGGAGGCUCGCGCUCCGGCUACACAGAUGAGUGCGAACAAAGGUCCUGCAAAGCAGCGGCAGCGGCAGCAGCAGUCUCAUGGCAGCAGAGACCUGCAUUCCUCGGCGAACCAGUCAUCGUUGCCAAGCCAAAAGAAGCAUCUAUCAACGCACCAGGCGCCGGCACCGAGUCAAGGCAAUUCAAUGGUGCAAGCGCCCCACUCGACACCCGCGUCAAGAAGCUCGGCCGUCUUUCAGGGGGCCGUGCUCCACAGCGGCGGUCCUCCGAUGCAGCAGAUCGGGUAUGAAAAUCCGCUGUGGGGCUCUCCACAGCCCUUUUCACACGGCACCUCAGGAGUGUCUCCACCGCUGCAGUCGACACCGGUGCACCACCCCACUCACGGUAUGGUGGACAAGAGCGCUGUGCCUGUUAUCUGUGCACCCUUUAAAGGCCAGAGGGGCGACAGUGGGCUGUUCAACCCGUCAGCCGACAGCAGCUUGUUUCCUGCGCCGAAUGGGGCCCCGGUCGGUGGUCAAGAGCCAAUUUUCCGCGACAGCAGCCUCGGCGGGGCAGCGCUCACUGGGUCUGGCCUUGUGAGCGAUGGCGGACCCCUCUUCACAGCUCUUCACCCCUUUGGGUGGUUGCCUUUUCCAUCAGGCCCCUCAGAGGGGGAUGACCCGGGUGUUUUGGAGACAAGCGUGUACGCCCGCCCAUCUUCGGGCGCCCUGCCGCGCGGCCGUGCCAGUGGCCCUCCUCCAUGUUCCGGCGACUCGGUUUUGGGCAACCUAAACACGAGCAACCUCAGCAGCGGCAGCGGUGGCCCUGCAGAAGAUGUGCGUCUCUCGAAUUGGAGCAGCAGCUCGAUGUCGCAGGGGCCAGCGACCGGUGGUGGUGGUGGUGGUGCAGUUCUUGGUCAAAUUACAUCUCCUGUCCUUCGGCGAGAUAGCACCGGUGGUAGCAGCCGUAAUGUCGCCGGAUCCUCGGUGCCGAGUGUGUUCGGCACUUCAGCGUCGUCGUCCUUCACUGCACCAAAGGCGUUCACGCCGGGCGCGCAGCCUUUACCGGUGUCACGCGGCGGCGCUGCCAACCGCAGCCGUGGUAGCGGUGGUGGGCGACAGAACAUGCAGCUGCCGGCAUCGCACAACCAGCCGGCCCCGAGAGUGAAAGCUGGUUCCUCUGUCCUUGGAGGUGGCGGCGCGAAUGCGCACACACCACCAGCUCGUGGCGGCGGCGGCGGCGGUGCCGGAGGACGCAGCGGGCAAGGCCGAAAUCGUGGUGGCGGUGGCCAAAGGCGCGGUGGUGGCGGCCGUGUUGGUGGCGGUGGCGGUACCGGUUUUCGUCGAGGUGGCUGA
This is a messenger RNA of Leishmania mexicana MHOM/GT/2001/U1103, 4878 nucleotides long. RefSeq lists its product as hypothetical. NCBI's taxonomy places the organism in Eukaryota, Euglenozoa, Kinetoplastea, Trypanosomatida, Trypanosomatidae. The coding region runs from base 1 to 4878 and encodes 1625 amino acids. The transcript has a single exon. The record is from RefSeq and is a predicted model, not a curated record.